This is a messenger RNA of Galeopterus variegatus (Sunda flying lemur), 2675 nucleotides long. RefSeq names its product cytoplasmic dynein 2 heavy chain 1-like. Gene Ontology annotation, biological process: microtubule-based movement. The record is from RefSeq and is a predicted model, not a curated record. The transcript is spliced from 14 exons. Lineage: Eukaryota; Metazoa; Chordata; Mammalia; Dermoptera; Cynocephalidae. Gene Ontology annotation, cellular component: dynein complex. Gene Ontology annotation, molecular function: ATP binding; dynein light intermediate chain binding; dynein intermediate chain binding. The annotation marks the transcript as partial.
AAUCGGGCAUUCUGGAGCUUAAACUUAAAGCGCUAAUUCUUGACAUUAUUCAUAAUAUUGAUGUGGUGAAGCAGUUAAACCAAGUUCAAGUUCAUACAACUGAAGACUGGGCUUGGAAAAAACAAGUUAGAUUCUAUAUGAAAAGUGAUCACACAUGUUAUAUUCAAAUGGUGGAUUCUGAACUUCAGUACACUUAUGAGUAUCAGGGUAAUGCUCCCAAGCUGGUUUAUACUCCAUUGACAGACAAGUGCUACCUAACUCUUACUCAAGCCAUCAAGAUGGGACUUGGAGGAAAUCCUUAUGGACCAGCUGGAACUGGAAAAACCGAAUCAGUAAAGGCUUUAGGUGGACUUCUUGGAAGACAAGUUUUAGUUUUUAAUUGUGAUGAGGGCAUCGAUGUGAAGUCAAUGGGGCGAAUAUUUGUUGGUUUGGUGAAGUGUGGAGCCUGGGGUUGUUUUGAUGAAUUCAACAGACUGGAAGAAUCUGUACUGUCAGCAGUAUCUAUGCAAAUUCAGACAAUUCAAGAUGCCUUGAAGAAUCAUAGAACUGUAUGUGAACUGCUUGGCAAAGAGGUAGAAAUAAAUUCUAAUUCUGGAAUUUUCAUCACUAUGAAUCCUGCUGGAAAAGGUUAUGGAGGAAGACAAAAACUACCUGAUAAUCUUAAACAGCUUUUCAGGCCAGUAGCUAUGUCUCGUCCAGACAAUGAGCUUAUUGCAGAAGUUAUUCUCUAUUCAGAAGGCUUUAAAGAUGCUGAAGUAUUGGGCAGAAAAUUAGUGUCUAUUUUUAAUCUAUCUAGGGAACUUUUGACACCUCAGCAACAUUAUGAUUGGGGUUUGCGAGCUUUGAAGACAGUUCUGAGAGGAAGCGGAAAUCUCCUUAGACAGCUGAAGAAAAAUGGCACUAAACAGAAUGCUAAUGAAAGUCAUAUUGUGGUACAAGCAUUGAGGCUUAAUACAAUGUCAAAGUUUACAUUUGCUGAUUGCACCCGGUUUGAUGCACUGAUUAAAGAUGUCUUUCCUGGAAUUGACUUUAAAGAAGUAGAAUAUGAUGAACUAAGUGCUGCAUUAAAGCAAGCCUUUGAAGAGGCCAAUUAUGAAAUUAUACCCAAUCAGAUCAAGAAGGCUUUAGAAUUGUAUGAACAAUUACGCCAGAGGAUGGGAGUUGUUAUUGUUGGUCCAAGUGGUGCUGGCAAAUCAACCCUUUGGAGAAUGUUAAGGGCGGCACUUUGUAAAAUUGGCAAAGUGGUAAAACAAUAUACUAUGAAUCCUAAAGCUAUGCCUAGACAUCAAUUAUUAGGCCAUAUUGACAUGGAUACAAGAGAAUGGUCUGAUGGAGUUUUGACAAAUAGUGCUCGCCAAGUGGUUCGGGAGCCUCAAGAUGUCAGCUCAUGGAUAAUCUGUGAUGGUGAUAUUGACCCUGAAUGGAUAGAAUCUCUGAAUUCAGUUCUGGAUGAUAAUCGACUACUCACCAUGCCAAGUGGAGAAAGGAUUCAGUUUGGUCCAAAUGUUAACUUUGUAUUUGAAACUCAUGAUUUAAGUUGUGCUUCACCAGCCACAAUAUCUAGAAUGGGAAUGAUCUUUCUUAGUGAUGAAGAAACAGAUCUUAAUUCUCUGAUAAAAUCCUGGUUAAGGAAUCAACCUGUUAAAUAUAGGAAUAAUCUUGGAAAUUGGAUUGGAGAUUAUUUUGAAAAAGCUUUACAAUGGGUUCUAAAGCAGAAUGACUAUGUGGUAGAAACAAGUUUGGUUGGGACUGUGAUGAAUGGUCUGUCACAUCUUCAUGGAUGCAAAGAUCAUGAUCAAUUUAUUAUUAAUCUCAUAAGGGGACUUGGUGGAAAUCUGAACAUGAAAUCACGUCUGGAAUUCACCAAAGAGGUUUUUAACUGGGCACGACAGUCUCCUCCAGACCCCCAUAAGCCAAUGGACACCUACUAUGACUCGAGUACAGGACGAUUAGCAUCUUAUGUGCUGAAGAAGCCAGAAAACUUGACUGCUGAUGAUUUCAAUAAUGGCCAAACUCUUCCAGUAAUUCAGACUCCUGAUAUGCAGCGGGGUCUAGAUUAUUUCAAACCUUGGUUAAGUUCUGAUACUAAACAACCGUUUAUUCUCAUAGGACCAGAAGGAUGUGGCAAAGGGAUGCUGCUCAGGUAUUCCUUUUCUCAACUCCGAUCCACUCAAAUUGCUACAGUUCAUUGUAGUGCACAAACUACUUCUCGACAUCUCCUGCAGAAAUUGAGCCAGACUUGCAUGGUAAUCAGUACUAAUACUGGUCGAGUUUAUAGACCCAAAGACUGUGAACGACUUGUUUUGUACUUAAAAGAUAUCAACCUACCCAAGCUGGAUAAAUGGGGGACCAGUACUUUGGUAGCCUUCCUACAACAGGUAUUGACAUAUCAAGGAUUUUAUGAUGAAAAUUUGGAAUGGGUUGGUCUAGAAAAUAUUCAAAUUGUGGCUUCUAUGUCAGCUGGAGGAAGACUGGGAAGACAUAAGCUUACUACCAGAUUUACUUCUAUUGUUCGUCUUUGUGCUGUAGAUUACCCUGAAAGAGAACAAUUACAAACAAUUUAUGGAGCAUAUUUAGAACCAGUUCUACAUAAAAAUCUAAAGAAUCAUUCUAUUUGGGGUUCUUCAUCAAAAAUUUAUCUCUUAGCAGGAUCGAUGGUACAAGUGUAUGAACAG